CGUGACGUGGGCGGCGGCCAGGACGCUGGCGUGAGGCGGUCGGAGUCCUGCAACCCCGGCUGCGGCUUUGCGCUCUUCCACUUCUUCGGCGUUCGCAGGUGAAAAGAUGGCGUUUGUGAAGAGUGGAUGGUUGCUGCGACAGAGUACUAUUUUGAAGCGCUGGAAGAAGAAUUGGUUUGACCUGUGGUCAGAUGGUCACUUGAUCUAUUAUGAUGACCAAACUCGGCAGAGUGUUGAGGAUAAGGUCCACAUGCCAGUGGACUGCAUUAAUAUCCGCAUGGGGCACGAGUGUCGGGAUGUUCAGCCUCCAGAUGGGAAGCCGAAAGACUGUAUGCUGCAGAUUGUUUGCCGAGAUGGGAAAACUAUCAGUCUUUGUGCAGAAAGCACAGAUGAUUGUUUGGCCUGGAAAUUUACACUUCAGGAUUCCAGGACAAAUACAGCUUACGUUGGCUCAGAAGUCAUGUAUGAUGAGACUGCCGUGGCUUCUUCCCCACCUCCUUACACAGCCUAUGCUGCGCCAACCCCUGAGCAGGCAUAUGGCUAUGGUCCAUACAGUGGUGCUUACCCGCCAGGGACUCAAGUUGUCUAUGCUGCGAAUGGGCAGGCUUAUGCUGUACCCUACCAGUACCCGUAUGCAGGACUUUAUGGACAGCAGCCUGCCAACCAAGUCAUCAUUCGUGAGCGCUAUCGAGACAACGACAGUGAUCUGGCGCUGGGCAUGCUGGCUGGAGCAGCCACAGGCAUGGCCUUAGGGUCCCUGUUCUGGGUCUUCUAGAGUCCUUAAAGUCUGGAUAUGCAUAGCUUCUGACACCCUGUGUGCAAUAAUAUAAUUUGCAGGGCAUUUCUGUUUGUGAUAAAUGUUUUUAAUAAUAGUUCUUUUCAAAGUAGUGACAUCAUAGUUAUAACUAAUCCGUAGAAGUACCACAGAGAAGGCGUUGGACUGCUGUUUAGCUAAAACAUGGACUCCUGGGGACACUGGCUCAUUUCAAAUUUCCUUAUGGAACUCUCGGAAUCCUUUAUUUGAACAUACCAAUUAGGAAAGGCAUUUUCUUUUUAGAGGUAGAUGUAGUGCUUAAGGGAUAAUUUAUGUUUGUGUUAGGCUCGUUAGUAAUAUGGUGAUCUAUGAGUGAGUGAGUGAGCGUGGCAAGAGAAUCUGCAGCUUCUUUCAGUUGAACAUCAAACCUUGAAACCUCAGACAGAACUGGCUGCUUGUUACUUCAGGAGUCUAGGCUGCUGAGCUGCCAGGGGACUUCCCCGAGGCAGGGAUGUGAUGUCCCCACAACGUGUGGGACCUGCAGGCCUCCAGCAAGGUGACUGCUCAGGAUGAUGGGGGCAAUUCCCUCUUUACAUUGAUGCUUCUUUUAUUAUUACUUGUUUGUGUUUGGUAGCAAUCUUUGGAAAAUACUCCAAAUUAGAAAUUGACUUGAGCCUCAAAGUUUUAGGGCUUUAUCCCUUAAAACUUGAAGAAGGCAAAACAAUUACAAACAAGUAUGUAGAGGUAGAUUUGCUUUAUUCAGAAGCAUUAUGUUUUUACUGUCUGCUUUGAGUAUUUUUAUUGCUGCCUCAGCCUGCUUAGAACUUAUUUUUCUACUUGUUGAGGAAGUAAUAUUAAAAGAAUGAUGGGGAAGAUGGAACGAGAGCUGUAGUUACAGUGUUACUGGUUCAGGCCUUGCCGGGAUUGCACUGCACAGAGGAUGCACCUUUUCUGCUGUUGAAGAGCAGUUUCCUGUCCUGUGCAGGACUGGGGCACUGUGGCUGUCCCCUGAGCCCUGGGGUGUGUGUGGAGCCCCGGUGGUGGCGUGGUGCAUGCCUGUGGGAGACACUCAGGUUAUAGAAGGGAAAUGAGGCCUAAGGACGUGAAUGACCUCAAGAUAUCACUCACCGGACCAGGGCACCAGGUGUGUUUUUAUUUCUGACUCAGAUGUCAUAGAGAAGCCUAAACCAUUUAAUUUUGAGCCCCAACUAUGUGUGAAGCUUGGGAAAACCCACAGUACUGCAUUUCUGUUAUUUCUUUAUAUGAAUUUUUAAAGCUCUUGAUUAUUCCAGUUUUCUGUCCUGCAUGCUUUAGAAAAUGUACUUUUAUGAAGGCAAAUUAGCACAGUGAAGGUCCUGCCCCUCCGCUCCAUGUGACCCUAUUUUCCAUAAAAUACACUCCUGGUAGCACAAAUGCUGUUUUUUACUCUGUGUGUCCAGUUAAAUACAUACAUCCUCUUUUGUUUUACUGGUCAACGACUCCAUCUCUGAGGCAGACUUAAAUAGAUCUCCAUGUGAGGCCAGAUGCCAAAUGAACUUUGUGGUGACUGCAGGUCUGUUUUCCCAGCCAAUUCUAGUGAACUUGUUGACACUGGAGAGUGUGUUUCCAGCAGAAAGGAAGUGUAAUUGUCAUCUCUUUGGAUAUUGACAUGGUGGAAAAUUGCCAGAUGUGAUGUACGGUAACACUGGUUUUGAUGGUUAAAAAUGUUACUUUUGUGAUUUUACAUACUAUGUAAUAAGAAUGGCUUUGUUCAGAUGGUAAUCAUUAUUAAAGCUGUAUGCUUUACUUACAAAAUAUUAAACUGAGUUUUUAAUGUUGCAUUGGGGUAUUAAUUUUGAACUUGGGAGUUACUGGAAUCACAGACUAUUGAGUUAUGUCACUGAAAUGCCCUUGAAGCAAACAGUCUCCCGGUUUUCCCCUGGCUGCCCUCUGACUGAAGGGGGAGAGCUGUGGACUGAAGCUUGGGCACACAUGUGUGUGCCUCUGUCUUCAAGUCCCUGUCCCUGGUAGGGCCAGCCCCAUUGAGCAACCAUACUUGAGACUGGAAGUUCACUGUCAACUAGUGACUAGAUCCUGACGUGAAAUGCAUACCGGGUGUAAAGGUGGGCUGAGAUUUCAUUUCCCUGGCCCACCUCCCGUAGAUGCCAACCUUUUGAUUGCCUCACUUAGGUAAUCCUAAAUCAAGAAGUUCGGUGAGUUGGAAGGAACUUGUUGGGUUUGAGUAAGCAUUUUACUUCCAUGUGCACUUUUAAAUAAUGUACUUGGAAGAAGUUGGCCAUUGACAUUGUACACAUGCCAGUCUGAUUGUUUUUUAGCUCUGUUCUUUUAAUUCCUGGAAUUAAUUUUAGGGUCUUAGGUAGUAAAGAGGAGGGAGAGACCAGAGGCUGUGUUUUCAGAUCACCAUCUAUGAAACAGGCCAGACCAGGACUCAAGAUCUGAUCAUACAUCAGAAGGAGAAGUUCCUGUAGUUGAGACAGAAUGACCUAAGUUUGUUUUCUACAUCAAUUGUGAUCCUAUGUAAUCUUUCUUUCCCCUUCCCAGUUUAUGUAGACACAGGCAUGGAAUUGCAGUUCCGUUUUUUCCCUCUAGAGUUGAUCUUUUUUCUGAUUGCUUCCUUGUCUCUUGUAUUCCGUGUGUUCACAGAACCUAUUUUUCCCUGUAUAUGAAAAUUGUAUGUUUAUAAGUGAAAAUGUUAAUUCAGUAAAUGAUUGUUAACCUUAAA
Diceros bicornis minor is the source of this 3476-nucleotide messenger RNA. It is a transcript of the gene PLEKHB2, whose product is annotated as pleckstrin homology domain containing B2. Bases 107 to 775 code for a protein of 222 amino acids. Gene Ontology annotation, cellular component: membrane. The transcript is spliced from 8 exons. The record is from RefSeq and is a predicted model, not a curated record. NCBI's taxonomy places the organism in Eukaryota, Metazoa, Chordata, Mammalia, Perissodactyla, Rhinocerotidae. Gene Ontology annotation, biological process: regulation of cell differentiation.